Messenger RNA from Symbiodinium necroappetens, 1587 nucleotides. The record is from the annotation of a GenBank genome assembly. Lineage: Eukaryota; Dinophyceae; Suessiales; Symbiodiniaceae.
AUGCCAGGUGAGCUGAAAGAGCUCUCGCGUCAGAUUCGUCUUCUGACGAAGCGCUGCAAGAGGCAAGAAGCCGCAGAACGUGACCGUGGCAGUCGGGUUGGACAGGUGCGACAGCGGUGUGCUCCAGACAGUUUGGUUUGCCUGCUUGUCUACAUCUUGAGCAAUUAUGUGGUGGAGCUGGCCGCUGACUUCGUCCUGGGAAAGGGAUGGAAGAACGAUCGGGUUCAUUGCACUGGAUGCGAUGAUGUCAUAGCCGCUGUGGAGUGGGGUUACAUUCGCACGCCUUUGGACGUCUUGCUGGAUCUCGAGCUCGAGCCGCUGAAACUCCUCAGUGCAGCUGCCGUGCUCGCAGCGGCAAAGUAUGUCUUGGAGCAUCGCUUGGCUGCGUGGGUGGAAACACAAAACCGUGAUCAUGGUGUAGCUCCGUCCCGACAUUUGCUGGUGCAUCACGCCCUGACCUGUGUACCAAACAUGGUGCCGCGUGAGGUUCGGAGCCGCCUUCUUGGUCAGAUCUCUGGGCCGGCGCGGAAGCAGCGAAAGUUUCUGGCCAGUUUUCGUCGUCGCUGGGGAGCACGAUAUGGACGUCUUCGAGCUGAGGAUGUGGUUGGUGUUGAGGAGCGUAGAAGGAAGGCGACAGUUUUCUUUCAGUGGAUGAACGAGGCCUGGAAACAAUCGCCAAAGGCACCCUUGUUGGUCAACAUGGACGAAACUUCGAUGGUUCGGCAUCCUGCAGGACACUGGGGGACUGUGAUGAAGUCAGCGCAAAUGAAAGGGCGCUGCGCGGUAGACCGUGCCACCCUCGGAGAACGAAGGUCCUGCAUAACGCUGAUGGCCUCCAUAUGUCCGGAAAGCGCGCUGCAAGAGAUCUUGCCGCAAGUGCUCCUGGGGAAUGAGCAUCAGCUCAGCGUGCGCACACUUCGGACAUUGCGUCCGUCCCUUCCUAACAAUCUCCACAUUUGGAGGGAGAAAAGUGCCUGGACCAAUACCGGUCUCAUCAAGCGUUACCUCAGCUUGCUUGCGCGUAGUUUGGGCAAUGUUGUGGAGAAGCGUACAGUGCUUGUCCUCAUGGACAUGAACCCGUCCCAUCUGGACUACUCGCUGAUAGCUCAUGCGCGGCGCCUCUCGUUGAGAUUGGUUUUGGUGCCAGCCAAAAUGACGAAGUGGCUGCAACCUGCUGACGUCGCUUUGUUCAACAAACUCAAAAAAAGCUUCCGUGCCAAGUGGUGCGAAGUGAAGUCGACGUCGCCGCAAGGCACUGUGUCGCAGGAGCAGUGGCUCCACCUAAUUUGCAGCGCCGUCCAAGAGGUUUUGCUUGGUUUCUGCUGGAGGGCAGUGUUUGCAUCUACAGGCCUUCUCGGAAGCCAAGAAGCCAUAUCCGAAAGUUUGUGUCAGGAACUCGGCCUGGACACUCCGCCGCAAGUUCCAGAGAGAAGUCCAACAAGGAGCGAGGCAGUGGUUCUUUUCCCGGCAAGGACAAAAGUAGAAGUUCUGGCGUGGAUCCACUUUUGUCCAAAAUCGAAAGUCCCUCUGUGCUGCCCACCGCCGGUGAGUUAUUACCGGGGGCAAGCAGUGCGGAGGUUGGAGUAG